Messenger RNA from Colletotrichum navitas, 1000 nucleotides. RefSeq lists its product as uncharacterized. The record is from RefSeq and is a predicted model, not a curated record. The transcript has 2 exons. Bases 212 to 943 code for a protein of 243 amino acids. NCBI's taxonomy places the organism in Eukaryota, Fungi, Ascomycota, Sordariomycetes, Glomerellales, Glomerellaceae.
CAUCCGAUGGCAUGCCUGUGAAACGAAACUACGCAAGAGAGGCAGCCCCUCGGCUGAUGUGCCGCUUCGGUCUAAAAGCCUGCUUCAAGCCUCGUUCCACGUGAUUGUCUGUUCAGAAAGAAAUUCACUUCACAAUCUAUCGACUUUAUCAUUAGUAUUCAAAUCAACAGUUCGUACAGUAUCUCAUACGGAAGGAGUUCCUUACAGUACCAUGGAGUCAAAAGCCGAUGACCGGCAGCCCUUCUUAGGGUUUCGAGAUGACCCAGCUGCGCGAGAUUCAAUAGAGGACAGCGAGAUGGCAAUUGUCACUCCUGAUGAUCAAAAAGUCACGCAAAGCGGAUCUCAGAGAAGCAGGCUUUUCCGCGAUGCCGCGGUAUCUCUCGCAACAUCAGCUGUUUGGGCCGUGAUUUUCUUUCUUUUCAUGCACAAUACACGCAGCAGCUCAUUGCGCAACAUGGGCAGCAAGAACGCUAUAUCCGGCGACUACCUGGCAGCAUUCCACAACGUCACAUCAGCCGCACAAUAUAUCUCAUGUGGUAACUCAACCGCUGAGGCAAAAAGGAACGGGUGCAGAUAUGAUACACUGUUGAAUUAUUGGGUUCACGAACGGUGCUUCGACCAAGAGUUCGAGACAGAAUACCAGGAUGACGAUAGCUGGGCUGCAUUUGCGGACCGCAACUUAUCGGAGCGCAUUGCACCGGAAGACAUGGGUGACCAGGAGAUUUAUUAUACCUCGAUACGCGACCACUUGAAUCAUUGCUCAAUGCUAUGGAAGAAGCAAUUCUGGACACUGUUCGAGGACCGAGCUGCGUUCGACGGUGUGAUUGUCAAUUCCUUCCAUACAGAGCAUUGUGCAGACUUUCUCAAGGAUAUGUACGGCUCAGACCGGACGGAACCAACACUUGUAAGAGUCGGCUUUUCAGGAUGCUGGGUAAAAGAAUAGAACGCAGUUCUAGAGUAGGAGUGGAUUUAAAUAUAUAAGUUGAAGAUCAUCUUCAAG